Messenger RNA from Cloeon dipterum, 1360 nucleotides. Its product is annotated as probable chitinase 10. NCBI's taxonomy places the organism in Eukaryota, Metazoa, Arthropoda, Insecta, Ephemeroptera, Baetidae. Gene Ontology annotation, biological process: chitin catabolic process; carbohydrate metabolic process. The transcript has 11 exons. The record is from RefSeq and is a predicted model, not a curated record. Bases 12 to 1328 code for a protein of 438 amino acids. Gene Ontology annotation, cellular component: extracellular region. Gene Ontology annotation, molecular function: chitin binding; chitinase activity.
UAUCUCUCAUCAUGAACUAUUUAAACCAAAUUAUAGGACUCUCGAUGCUUUUUACUUGGAUGCCAGUUUGCGAGGGACAGUGCCGAUUAAAAGCUGCUGUUGGGCAAGUCAAAAAUAUUUUGAAAGAUGAUGUAAGGUUUUGUAUAUCCCAGUGUCUUCAACUAACAGGUGUCGGAAAAGAAGAAUGCACAUUCAACGCAACGACCGGAAAGAUAAAGGGGUGCGAUCCUCGUGCUCAGUUCAGACCCAGCAGAUUCAAAGUACUCUGUGAAUUCAAUUACAAUUGGCAUAUUCCAACAUUUCUAACGAAAUCACGUCAAUCACUGUGCGAUAUUUAUAUUGUACCCAUGGCCACUUUUAACAAAUCUACAAACCUAAUCGAAAUGAGGCCUGAGAGCCUGCAAGCUGUGCCUUUGUUCCUGAGGGAGGCAAAAAUAUAUGGCAUCAAAGUGACGCUGGCAGUUGGCUCAAUCGACGAUUACAUCAUGCACCCCAAAGAAUUCACCAGGAUUGCCAAGAACAAUGAACUGACGACCAAAUUUGCGCAAGGAUUGGCACAGUUGGUCAAUAAUUUUAAUAUCGAUGGAAUUACUAUUUCGUGGAUGUGGCCUGGUUGUCCACAGGGAAACUGUAUUCAAGAUGUGGACAAGAGAUCUGUCUCCGCUUUUGUACGUGCAGUAGCAGCCCCACUGAAAGUAGCCAGCAAAACCGUGAUUUACCAUAUGAAUGGAGUAAGCGUUAACGUCAUAAUGGCCUCUGGUGACUAUUUUAGCGAUAUUCUCGACGUGGUAGACUACUUUUUACUUCAAGCUCAAACCCAAAAUAGUUAUUUACUUGGAGUAACAAAGUUCAACUUUAACUUAAAGGAAACAAAAGAACUCAUCGGCGACCUUAAAAGAAAAAUUAAGAAAAGUGAUGAGUUACUUCCCAAAAUUAUUUUGAAUACAGAUCCAUACUACUACAGUUAUGAGUUAAUUGAUUCCAAAGAAGGAAAAAUUGGAACCACAUAUGUGAAAACUUCAAAGGAAAUAAAAGAGAGGAUCGGUAUGGUUGAAUGGUGCAAACUAAUCAAGGACCCAACAUACAACUUAGUCAAGAGCACUGAGACUCAAAACUACGCAGUCAGGCAGAAACACCUGUUCAUCUUUGAUGAUUAUCAAUCGUUGAGAGCUAAAAUUGAGUUUGUCAUGGGAUUUGGAGCUGGAGUAGGACUUUACAAUACGCUGGCCGAUGACUUUGAUGGAUUUUGCGGCUGUGGUAACAUGCCUUAUUUGAGUCUCAUGGUAUCUUUACUCAAAAUGGACUGUGAACCUCUGCCCUGUUUUUGAGGUCAUAAUUUCGUUUGAGAUUAUCAGAACCA